Messenger RNA from Penicillium pulvis, 2112 nucleotides. Its product is annotated as putative C6 transcription factor. Gene Ontology annotation, biological process: DNA-templated transcription. Gene Ontology annotation, molecular function: DNA binding; zinc ion binding. NCBI's taxonomy places the organism in Eukaryota, Fungi, Ascomycota, Eurotiomycetes, Eurotiales, Aspergillaceae. The record is from RefSeq and is a predicted model, not a curated record. The transcript is spliced from 5 exons. The coding region runs from base 1 to 2112 and encodes 703 amino acids. Gene Ontology annotation, cellular component: nucleus.
AUGAAGCGUGGCGAAGCGGCAUUAUGUACUUAUGUCGGUCGCGGGCCUCGAGCAAAGGCACAGCACGAGCGUUCCAGUCCAACACUUGUGCAGGACCGACUGCAGCAUUUAGAAAAUCUUGUCAUGUCGCUGGCCCAAAAGCAGAAGCCAGGCGAUCAGAUUACUGAUUUCAAUACUGGACUAACGCAAGAUAGCCCGGGCUACGAUACGCCACCUUCAGCCAAUGACCGUGACACCAAGUCGUCACCUCGCGACACAGGAACUUUGGUUGUUAGUGACGAGGGAACCAGUUAUAUUGAUAGUGCAAAUUGGCGUGCUAUUCUAGAGGAGAUCAAUGGAGUGAAAGAAUACUUGGACGAACAAGAGGACAAUUCUGACAAUGAUGCGACGGAAGAAGACCCAUAUAGUGAUUCUUCACCAGUUCUUCUGCUUGGCAUGGCAAGAAAAGUCACCAAGCAAGAAAUUCUAGCCGACAUUCCGGCGCGAUCGGUUGCCGAUCGAUUAAUCGCUCGCUUCCUGAAAACAUAUGAACCAUCAAUAGUUGUCAUUCAUGUCCCAACAUUCCGCAAGGAAUAUGAGCAAUUUUGGAACAAUCCCCUGGGCAUGUCAUAUACUUGGAUUGCAUUGUUAUAUGCGAUAAUGGCCUUGUCUAUCUCUCUACUUAAUCGCAGUGAAGAGCCAUUUCCAAUCAGCCAAGUGGACCCGAUGAGCAUGUGGGAUGUUUUCCGAAGAAAGGCUUCACAAUGUCUUGUCGAGUCGAACUACUUAGUUCCUGGCAAAUACAAGCCCGAGGCAGUCUUCCUCUAUUCACUUUCUGAAUUUCUUCGCACUCAGGAUACUCAGAUUGGGAUGUCAUAUCUCCUUGGAAUUACCAUUCGGCUUGCGCUGCACAUGGGCUACCACCGCGACCCGAGUCACUACCCCAGCUUAUCCGCAUUCGAGGGGGAGAUGCGCCGGCGUUUGUGGGCAAUGAUAUGUCAGCUCGACACUCUUGUUUCCUUUCAAAACGGCCUCCCGCGAGUCGUACAGCAUUACUAUUGUGAUUCUGAGAUCCCUUCCAAUCUACUGGACACUGACUUUGACGAAAAUUGCGUUCAUUUACCGCCUGGUCGACCAGAUGAAGAGAGAACGGCCUGCUCAUACACACGAGCUAAAUCACGUCUCAUGGCAGCAUUUGGACAUAUUUGCGACUCGGCCUACGCCCGGGAACCAGUGUCAUAUGAUGAAAUCAUGGCGAUGAAUCGUCGUCUCGAUAUAGCACACGAUCAACUACCUUCAUUCUUCCGUGCACGGCCUAUGUCUCAGUCCAUGGGCGAUCAAACAGAUCUCAUUCUGUGGCGAUAUAACCUGAAUUUGAUCUAUCAAAAAUCUCGCAUCGUCUUGCACCGUCGGUACAUCAAAGAAACACAUGGUAAAUACGCCAACUCGCGAAGAAUCUGUAUCGAUGCUGCCAGUGCGUCGCUGCGACAUCAUGCUGAUAUCUGGAGCGAGUCAUUGCCGGGUGGCCAGUUAUAUUCUGAGCGAUUCCUACUCAACUCCCUCCAAAACACCGAUUUUAUGCUCUCCGCUAUGGUUCUUUGUCUAGUGUUAUCGCAUGCCAACGACAGUGGAGACCCUGCCCGAAUGCAGACACGGGAGCACAAGGAUCUCUUGUUACUAUUGGAGAAUACACACAAUAUUUUCAAGCAGACUCCACGGCGGUCUACGGAUACCCAGCGGGCCUUUGUCGCAUUGAGCAUUAUGCUUAGCCGAGUCCAAGGCCGCAGCGUCGAAAGUCUCACAUCGAAUGUCGAGGAGGAUAUGAAUGCAAUGAAUAAUCAAAAUAUUUUUCAACCAGUACCCGCAAUCGAUCAACAGCAGUACCCAAUGGUUUCUCCAGGGGAUAUGCAGGCCGAUAUGUAUACGAACAUCUCCGAGACUCCGUCAUAUUCUUCUCUGGGGGUGAUUGAUGAUAUGCUUAGCACGCCUGCUCAAUUAGACUGGCGUCUGUAUGACGGCCGAAUGUAUGGGUUUGACACGGCGAACCAGGACAGCCUGUGGUCUGCGGCGCCUUGUAUUGAUUCCAACGGCGUGGAGUUUGCCUUGCCUCCUAACAUUGAUAGGAAUCUUUAG